Oncorhynchus mykiss (rainbow trout) is the source of this 5686-nucleotide messenger RNA. Its product is annotated as zinc finger protein 644. Gene Ontology annotation, molecular function: DNA-binding transcription factor activity, RNA polymerase II-specific; RNA polymerase II cis-regulatory region sequence-specific DNA binding. Gene Ontology annotation, biological process: regulation of transcription by RNA polymerase II. Gene Ontology annotation, cellular component: nucleus. The record is from RefSeq and is a predicted model, not a curated record. NCBI's taxonomy places the organism in Eukaryota, Metazoa, Chordata, Actinopteri, Salmoniformes, Salmonidae.
GGAACUGUGGGUUAACUGCCUUGUUCAGGGGCAGAACGACAUAUUUUUACCUAGUCAACUCGGGGAUUUAAUCCAUCAAUUCUUCGGUUACUGGCCCAACGCUCUAACCACUAGGCUACCUGCCGCCCGCUACAGUAGUUGAGCACCAUUCCAAAAGUGUUUAGUUUCUUUUACUAAAUAUAUUCUUUCUUGUUUCUGUAGCCUACUCUGUGGGAAUGUAGCCAUUUUCACAUUUCCAUAAAUUCAUAAAAUGUUUGGGAAUGAUGUAAAGGUAUUUGUGAAAAUUCUAUAGCAAUAUAGAGUGGGAAAGCGGCCGUGCAUUUGGACAAUUAAUAGACGGACAAUUAAUAGACACUGCAGUGAAUAAAACCUAAUAAAAACACCUGUCUUGUCCAGUACCAGAGACUACCCAGACCAGUGAGCCAUAGCCAAUCAGAGCUACAGUAGGCCUUUAAGCAGCAUACUGGCCUGCCAUAAUUCACUUUGAACUGGACUAUGUGUUUGUUUACAGACAGUUGCAACAGCAUAACUUUAGAUCAUUAGAAUGCAUUCGCCAAAAGCCACAACAUGAACCAGAAUGGAUUUCUGCAAAUAUGUAGCACUGGCGUCUUCUCAUAUUUGGAAACGUAUUGAUCAAACAACCAUGAAAAGGUGGGUUUUCAGAAGACCGUAGGGUGGAACCAAUGGUUUGUAAUAGACUGAACAUACUGGUGAGAUGGCUGAUAUAAAGCCAAAUGCACAAGAGAACAAAGAAGGAGAUGUGCUGGAACCAGUGUGUGACAGCUCCGGUGCCACUCAGGAGCCAUUACAGCGUCACACGUCUUCCCUGAAGAACAAUGCUGCAGGUCUGUCAGAGCAGCUGUCUUCUGACGGACUCCCAAACCCUUUAAAUGGAGCACAGCCCAGUUCAUUUGUACCCAGCAGUGUCCCUGCUGUUCCCCACACAGCCCAAGCAGCCCAUUCACUGCCUUCAGGAGCACUUGUUAAUGGACCUGGUUCACACCCCGCCUCAGAGGAGAGCUGUGGCCUGAACAAAAACAGCACAAUGUCCAACAAUGUCCUGGUGGAGGCCCAGGACGCCCAACUACGACAAUCUGGGAGGGACACAAGCCCUCAGGUGUUACCACCACCCAGUGAGCUUCAAUCAGACGCCCUGAAGAACCCAGCAGGGCUCGUUCUGAAAACACUAACCACCACGCAGCCAGGGGCCAACAACACGUCACCAUCAGACUCUGAGGCUAGUGAGGCUGAACUGCCCUACCAGGCCCUCGACACCACCUUGUCAGGCCACAGUCCACAAUCACACCAAACGCCAAUUAACCAAAUAUGGACGGCCGAGGGAGUCGAGGCUAGAGCUAGAUCUAUAUGGGACUUAAACACCACAGAGUCCUCUGAGAGCUCGUCGGACGGUUUUGAUGGGACUGAUGCACUACACUGGGAUUCACAGAAAGAGCUCAUACGGGCGUUGUGGAAGAAUCGCACAGUUGACAGCAGCUUAGAGACAAACACUGCAGGAGUGGGAGUGAUGUCUCAGCUUACCAACCAAAGACAGAGGAAGCGUAAAAUACACCUGGUGGGUACGGCAGGCACUCCUGAAAAAGUUUACAGCUGCAGCACAAAUCUCACCUACAAAAAGUGGCAUAUUGAAGAGGAGGAGGAUGAUGAGGAUUUUGACAUCUCCAACAUAAAUGAAGAUGAUUCCUCCUGUAAAAAGGCUGAUGUACAAUCUUCUGUGAAUUCAUGUCAAGAGCAUCCCAGUGACAGCCCUGUAAUCAUUAAGAAGCUGAUUGUAAGAGCAGAUUGCCCGAAGGACAAUCACUCCGUCUCCCUCUUUAGUAGAAAGCCCAAACAGCUUAAGACAAAGCAAUCCGAACAAGAACCAUCAUUCUUCCCAUGCACAAUGUGCAAUGUUAAUUUCAAGGAGAAAAGACAUUUGCAUAGACAUGUGAUGUAUCAUUUAGAUGGGCAAAAUCAUCAGGUACGCCACCACGAGAAAGUUCCCCGGCCUUUUAUAUGCAGGGAGUGUGGGCGUUCGUUCCGCGAUCGCAGCUCCCUCCUCAAGCACAUGAUUAUCCACCAGGAGAGACGGGAGAAACUCAUGGAGGAGAUACAGGGACUCAACAAACUCCGAGACGAAGGCAGGAACGCCAAGCUCCAGUGCCCGCAGUGUGUGUUCGGGACCAAUUGCCCCAAGACGUUUGUCCAGCACGCCAAGACACACAACAAGGAUAAACGUUAUUACCUCUGUGCGGAGUGCAACCACGUGGCAUUGACGGAACGGGAGCUUGAAGCACACCUGUACGCGAUGCACUGUGACACACUGAAGUCCAAGUACAAGAACGUAAUCAAAGAUGAGGAGUCAGAGUUUCUUACAGAUAACAAUGAUGAAUCCAGUCAUGUUCUGUUUCACUGUAAAGUGUGCCAUUUCAGCACCCAGAAUGAAGAUUGCCUUAAAAGGCAUUGUGAGCUGAUACACCAACAGUCUGAUUCUGAUGAUGAAUGUGAAAAUCCGCCAUUUAAAAAAGCACUUAACCGACCAGAUCAAUAUAGCCUAGCUGACCCGUCCAAAAAAGCAGCAGAUUUAAAACUACUGCAGCUAAAGCCAAAGUUCUGUAUUAAAAAGCCUGCUUUCUGGAAAAGAGCGGAUUUUCGCUUUUGGUCCGGUAGUGUAGCUGACUUUUACAUGAGAGAGACAGCAGACACACAGAAGUCUUACAAAGGUCUUACCUCCUCUCAGUUCAAGUGCAGCAUUGUCAGCUCAGCAAACAAGCUGUCACCAUCCCUGUGGAGGAGUGACAAGCCAAGCAAAUUAUAUCCUAAACCAACAGAGAAAAUAGACGUGACAACAGGUCUCCCUUAUGUUGAGGAAGACAAUCAACUAUACGACCAUGUGGUUUCAGGAAUCUCCGAAAGGACAAAAUAUCCCUCAAAUGUUGAUGUGUUGCUUACAUCCAAGAUGAUUAAACCAGGCCAGAUGCUGUAUCAUAGCUACAACUCUGACAAGAGUCAGGGAGGUAGCAACGACUUGACCGGCAGGAAGUCAGAGGCACAAGCUGUUACCCAAAAGACCCCAUCCAAAAGAAAAAUGUCCACUCCCUUCCACAACAGUGUGGACAAGGUGGUUGAUAAUGUUUUGCCAAAACUGAACCCAUUAAAAGAGACUACCACUCCUGAGGACACAGAGGGAGACGGUGAUUAUGAGGACACGUAUGACUUUAGUGCUUACACCAGCGAGGCUACAGCCAACUUCCUGGAUAGUAGUGAGAACGAGAGGAACCCCUACGCCCGUAGCUACUUCAUACGCAGACAGAGGGGUUCUUCUAUCAAAGAGAAUCCUGCACCUGCUGCUGACAUCGGCCGUUUGGAAAAGAACGCCGUUCAGGUUGACCACCAUUUUAAUAAGACUGAAGACAAGGACGGGGAGUAUGACAGCGAUGACAUACAGAAGCUUAUCAUCAAAGAAGAGUGUAUAGAAAGCUCAGUGUGUGACGAUUCUCCAGAGUCACCCACCACCACCGGCACACACAACCAGAGUCUCUCCUAUGACUAUGACUUCUCCCCUUCUUUUGGAACAGAAAGGAAGUCCUGCCCCUACUGUCCUGCUGUGUUUGAGUCUGGGGUGGGCUUAUCCAAUCACGUGCGAGGGCACCUGUACAGGUUGGGGCUGAGUUAUGACGCUCGCCAUGUGGUGUCACCUGAGCGGGUAGCCUCACAGGACCGACAGCCACGCGUACGCAGGAAGGUCCCCUCUGUGGUGCGGAGGAUCAAAAAAGCUGAGAAGCCGGAGUCUCAGGCGGAGCACACUUGUCCCCUGUGCUGGGGCUGGUUCGACACCAAGACAGGCCUCUCCAACCACGUGAGGGGCCACCUGAAGCGAAUAGGGAAGACCAGCACCAGCACCAGUAAGAGUCCAGUGUGUAUUCUCAAUGAGCUGCUAAAGGACGAGCAGGAACACCAGAACAUCCUCCAGAUUCUCAACAGGAAGCAGUUAAUCUCUCGACCAAUCAUCUCCCAGAAGUUCAUUGGCAGCGACGGGCUCUUCCUAACACCGAUGGGGAUCCCAGUGAAGAUCCAACAUGGCUGCCAGCUGGGCCAGAAUGGCACUCCCACUCCAUGGGAUCCCAGUGCAAAUACACCCAGGCAGGAGGGAGUUGAGAGAGAGGAUUUCUUUCCUAAGAGGAAGAGUAUAGAGAUAGGAGGUGUCAUUGAACCUUCCCGGAGCACUUUAGGCAAGCUUUUGAGGAAGAGGAAGUUGGACAAGGAUGAUGCGGAUAAGAACCACUUUACUGUGACCAAAGAGAGGGUUGAGGGGAGACAGAACCAACAGGCCAGCAACCUGGAAACACACUGGGCCCAUGAGAGAAAUGCAUCUAAUAAGAAGAUUUGUAUUCACUGUAACACAACAUUUCCCAGUGCUGUUAGCCUGUCCAAUCAUCUUCGCGCUUACGCACGCAGGAAGAGGGUUGCCAUGUUAGAAGGGACAACCUAUUCCUGUAUACUGAAGAAGCCUAGGUUGAGGGCUGGACCAAAGAACACCCUGUUCUCAGCUCUCCCAUGUGCUGUUGAGGAGAUGUAUAGACUCACCUGCAGAUUCUGUGACCUCGUCUUCCAGGGUCCUCUGUCCAUCCAGGAGGAUUGGCUCAGGCAUUUACAGAGGCACCUCAUGCACACCAGUGUCCCUCGCACAGGAGCUGGCAUGGUGGAGGUCCUGCGACUACACAAAGAGACGCCCUCCUUGCCCCCCCAGGAGCACCCCUCUCGGGAGCACCCAACAUCCAAUGAGCCCUCCACGGCUCAUGAGCCCCAGACGCACCAUGAGCACUCCUGCUUGGAACACCCCUCUCCUCAUGAUCACCCCUUGCCCCAGCAGGAGCCCCCCUUGCCCAACAAGCACCCCGAAACCCACGAGCACCCUGAGCUCCAUGAUGAGCAUCCCUUGCACCAUGCACACCCCUCGUCCAAUGAGCACCCAAGCCUGGAGCAGCACACGGCCACGUCCUUUCCAGAGCUUCUUCCAGUGGCGUCCUGAACUAGACGGUUGUUUACACAUUUUCACUUUAUAUCUUUAUCCUCUACAUGUAAAUAUGGAUAGACACAUAGAAAUAUAGAUAGAUAGAACAAUUCUAAAGCUAUAUGUUUUUCUUAAUAUGCACAAUACCAGCCCUUCCCUCUAUUUUAUAAGACCUGUCUCUAUACUGUAUAUGAUGGAUCUUGUUACUUCUAUGUACAGAAACAAAGACUUGUGCUUGAGAUGCAAAAAUGCCAACAAUCGCUGAAGCUAGAACAGUAGUCAGUUCAGAACCUUGUAUCUCAACUUUUCUAACCGAACGUUUGCACUCUGUAACCGCUUCUACUUUCCUAUGUUUAGGUGAAGUUUUACCUCCAGGUAAUCUUGCCAUCUUGCAACAGGUACACAUGUUAAAUGUGUCUUCUUGCUUCCUUCUUUGCACUGUUUAGCAGCCAGUCAGUACGUUGAACCCAUUACCAAAUGAGACAACUGACACCUCAGCAUUGUGUAAAUGAUAAAUGCUUUGUCCGUUACCUUUAACUGUGGCCUAUAGAAGCCAUAAUCAGAAUACAGGGUCAAUCAUAAACAGUACCAGUCAAAAGUUUGGAGACACCUACUCAUUCCAGCGUUAUUCUUUUCUUUUUACUAUUUUCAACAUAUUUUCAACAACAUGUAGAA